AUGGUUGAGCCUGGUAAUUGUUGGGAUGCCAUUCCCAACGGCGUCCCGGAAGAAGAAGAGUUUGAUAACAUUCUCAAUAUUUUGGAUUUUCCUUUGGAGAGCUUGGAAGAUGAUGGGUUUGUGGCUGAUUGGGAUAUCAGCAAGUCUCAUUGUCUUGGGCCCAUACCGUCUAGCGAGCUAAUCGGGCCCCCAAGCACUUCCAACACCAAGGUUGAUUCUAGGUGUUCGCCCCAUUUGUCGACUGGACUCAUUGCUCCUAUUGUUGGAGCCCAAGAGCAAAAGCAACAGCUGAACCUCGCCUCGACCCAGGAAUCUAGCUCUUUCCACAGCCAAAGCCCGGUAUCAGUCCUUGAGAGCAGUGGGUCAUGCUCAGCUUCCAGAAAGAACCCGCCCGCCGCCCCCUCUAACCCGAUUCCUGUGCGGGCUCGAUCCAAAAGGCCCAAACGGGAUGGUAGGAAUCCCUGGCUCUCUGCAUCAUCUCAUUUCACCUCCACAUCCAAAUGGGCUUCAAAAGACAAGUUGAAUAAGAAGAAGCCACAGGAUGAGGCUGAGAAAUCGGUGCCGCAGGCCCCACCAAGCUGCUCCAAGAAGUGCACACACUGCGAGAUUACCAAGACCCCACAGUGGAGGGAGGGCCCUUUGGGCCCUAAGACGCUGUGCAAUGCGUGCGGUGUCCGGUACCGUUCGGGCCGACUGUUCCCGGAGUACCGGCCCGCAGCAAGCCCAACGUUUGUCCCCACCUUGCACUCAAACUCACACAAGAAAGUGAUAGAGAUGAGGAACAAAGGGAAGAAGCCGAAGGUGGAGGAGGAGGAGGAGCCGCUGGUUUCGUCACCCCAGCCCGAGUUUGUACCGAUGAGCAACUAUUUGUUCGAUUAUAUUUACUGA
Messenger RNA from Striga hermonthica, 888 nucleotides. Lineage: Eukaryota; Viridiplantae; Streptophyta; Magnoliopsida; Lamiales; Orobanchaceae. The record is from the annotation of a GenBank genome assembly.